Necator americanus (New World hookworm) is the source of this 552-nucleotide messenger RNA. RefSeq lists its product as uncharacterized. NCBI's taxonomy places the organism in Eukaryota, Metazoa, Nematoda, Chromadorea, Rhabditida, Ancylostomatidae. The transcript has a single exon. The record is from RefSeq and is a predicted model, not a curated record. Bases 1 to 552 code for a protein of 183 amino acids.
AUGCCGCUCUGUCUCACCUUCAUCGACUUGAAGAAAACCUUCGACUCAGUUGAGACAGAAGCGGUCGUGGAAGCCUUGGACAACCAAGGCAUCUCUAUUCAGUACAUAAAGGUACUUCGAGAGUUGUACAGUAACUUCACGACCGGAAUGUCGCCAUUCUACAAGAAUAACAUCAUUGACGUGAAGAGGGGAGUCCGACAGGGUGAUACAAUCUCACCCAAAAUAUUAAUAGCCACCCUUGAGAACGCAAUGCGAAAGUUGGAAUGGGACGACAUGGGAGCGAAGGUUGAUGGUCAGCAGCUACACCAUUUGCGCUUUGCUGACGACAUUGUACUGAUAACACCUAGCAUCAGCCAAGUGGAACGAAUGCUGACCGAAUUUGACGAAACAUGUGGAUGCAUCGGUCUUCAGCUGAAUCUGCAAAAGACGAUGUUCAUGCGCAACGGAUGGAUCUUGGAUGCCCCAUCCUCGCUUAACGGAAGGAACAUAUCCGAAUGCAGCUAUGUUCAUCUGGGUCAGGAAUUGAACAUGAUGAAUGACCUGACCUCCUAG